AUGACGAGCCAACAAGAUACCCCCACAGCUCUAACUCCUACUGCUUCCACUUCUCGUACUUCUACCAUCAUCACCCCCGCUCAAUCUGAUUCAGCUUCUGUCUCAGCUUCUGUUGCUGCUGCUCCAUCUUCCCCCACGCCUCAAGCUGAACUCAUCCCCGCAGAGGACCCUGGAGAUAACGUCGAUCAUGACACCUUUGACGUUGACUCGGCCCUCGGGUCAGACGCCGCCAGCUAUCUAUAUCCCGAAUCAAUAGCAGCAAGUAUCCUCGAAUACAGAACCAUUCAAGGCCGUACUUAUCACAGUGACCGGCAUGCUGCCGAUUACUUCACUCCCAACGACGAGCAGCAACUCCAAGAUUUUGCAGACACAUACCCCAGUGCUCAAGUCGUCGGUUCAGACCUCUCGCCCUGUCAGCCAGAAUGGGUCCCUCCAAACGUACGCUUCGAAAUCGCAGACGCCACUCUCGAGUGGCCCUGGAAAGAUGACUACUUCGACUUUGUCCACAUACGCUACCUGUUUGGCGCCAUUCAAGACUGGCCAGCGCUCUUCCGCGAAGCAUACCGCUGUUGCGCACCUGGCGGAUGGGUCCAAUCAUGCGAAGCCGACAUUCAUUUCUACUCCGACGAUGGGACUACCGAUAGCGAGCCCGCCCUCAAGACGUGGAAUGAUCUGUACGAGAGCGGUGGUAUCGAGACAGGGAGACCGUUCUUUCUCCAAAGAGAGGCGAUACAAGAGCGAAGUAUCACCGAGGCUGGCUUCACCGAUGUCAGAAUAUUUGACUACAAACUACCGGUCGGUGGCUGGACAAAUAAUCGCAAGCUCGCCGAGACGGGCGAGUAUGUCAGGUUGACCUUGGAGAAUGAUCUUGAGGGGUACACGUUUUACCUUUGGCACCAUGUCCUCAACUGGUGUCGGGAAGAGUAUACGCAGUUCCUUGCUUCCAUGCUCAAGGCGUUGGCUAACCGCAGAGUGCAUGGGUAUAUGAUGGUGCGAUACGUAUACGCUCGGAAGCCAUAG
This is a messenger RNA of Fusarium graminearum PH-1, 1020 nucleotides long. RefSeq lists its product as uncharacterized. Lineage: Eukaryota; Fungi; Ascomycota; Sordariomycetes; Hypocreales; Nectriaceae. Bases 1 to 1020 code for a protein of 339 amino acids. Gene Ontology annotation, molecular function: methyltransferase activity. The record is from RefSeq and is a predicted model, not a curated record. The transcript is spliced from 6 exons.